CCCAUCAAUGAGACUUCGAGGAGGCGCGGGAGGCGGCGGCGGCGAUUGCCGACGCGGAGGAAAGCGAGGAGGCGCGGGAGGAGCCGCAGGCAGGAGUGCGGUGGGCCGCGCCGAGCUGCGCGCUGGCCGGCGGUAGGGGCUCCCCGGCCGCCCCCUGCGCGCCUUGUGAGGGCCCCUCCAGCACGCGCGGCCCACCCCGCCCUGGCCCACGGCAGCCCACGCGACCCUACGUCGGCUGAGUUAGGAUGGGGACGCGGAGCCAGCGCCCGGCGCCCAAGAGGCCACCUGCGUGCUAGAGGCAAACUUUUGUCUCUCUCGGGUUACACGCAGAAUGAUGAGCGGCUGAGAUGGAGGCACCUGCCCCUGCCACUGCCCUGGAGAAGAAAGAAAGCAAAGGUGGGAUCCUGGAGGCCAGCGCUUUCCCCGACCCCAGCAAAAAGGCAGCUCCUCUUGCUCUGGCAGCGGCUGUGGCCGCCCAAGGAGUGCCCCAGCACCUCUUGCCACCGUUCCACGCACCCUUGACCAUUGACAUGCGCCACCAGGAGGGACGUUACCAUUACGAGCCACAUUCUGUCCACGGCGUGCCCGGGCCUCCUACCGUGAGCGGCAGCCCCGUCAUCUCCGACCUCUCCUUGAUCCGACUGUCCCCACACCCCGCCGGGCCCGGCGAGUCCCCCUUUAGUGCACCCCACGCAUACAUGAAUCCCCACGUGGAGCACUACCUCCGUUCUGUUCACAGCAGUCCCACGCUCUCCAUGAUCUCCGCGGCGAGGGGCCUCAGCCCUGCAGAUGUGGCCCACGAGCACCUGAAAGAAAGAGGGCUGUUUGGCCUCCCCGCCCCUGGUGCCAACCCCUCUGACUAUUACCAUCAGAUGACCCUCAUGGCUGGCCACCCCGCACCCUAUGGGGAUCUACUCCCACAGACCGGGCCUGCAGCCGGCACACCCCAUCUCCAUGACUACCUCAAUCCAGUGGAGGUGUCGCGCUUCUCCAGCCCACGCCUGACCCCCCGUCUGAGCCGCAAGCGGGCACUGUCCAUCUCCCCAUUAUCGGAUGCCAGUCUGGACCUGCAGCGCAUGAUCCGGACCUCGCCCAACUCACUGGUGGCCUACAUCAACAACUCACGUGGCAGCUCGGCAGCCAGCGGUUCCUAUGGGCACCUGUCAGCCGGAACGCUCAGCCCAGCCUUUACCUUCCCACACCCCAUCAACCCAGUGGCCUACCAGCAGAUCCUGAGCCAGCAGCGGGGUCUGGGCUCAGCCUUCGGACAUACGCCACCCCUGCUCCAGCCCUCACCCACCUUCCUGGCCCAGCAGCCCCUGGCCCUCACUUCCAUCAACGCCACUCCAUCCCAGCUCAGCAGCAGCAACUGUGUGAGCGACAGCAGCCAGAACAAGCAGAACAGCGAGUCAGCCGUGAGCAGCACUGUCCACCCCAUUGCCAUUCACAAGCGCAGCAAGGUCAAAUCCGAAACAGAGGGCCUGCGGCCAGCUUCGCCGCUGGUGCUGACACAGGAGCAGCUGGCUGACCUCAAAGAAGACCUGGACAGGGAUGAGUGCAAACAGGAGGCCGAGGUGGUCAUCUACGAGACCAACUGCCAUUGGGAAGACUGCACCAAGGAGUAUGACACCCAGGAACAGCUGGUGCACCACAUCAACAACGAGCAUAUCCAUGGCGAGAAGAAGGAGUUCGUCUGCCGCUGGCAGGCCUGCACGCGGGAGCAGAAGCCCUUCAAGGCACAGUACAUGCUGGUGGUACACAUGCGGCGGCACACGGGUGAGAAGCCACACAAGUGCACGUUUGAGGGCUGCUCCAAGGCCUAUUCUCGUCUGGAGAACCUGAAGACGCACCUGAGAUCCCACACCGGGGAGAAGCCUUAUGUGUGUGAGCACGAGGGCUGCAACAAGGCCUUCUCCAACGCCUCGGACCGUGCCAAGCAUCAGAAUCGCACCCAUUCUAACGAGAAACCCUACAUCUGCAAGAUCCCGGGCUGCACCAAGAGGUACACGGACCCCAGCUCUCUGCGCAAGCAUGUGAAAACAGUCCACGGCCCCGACGCUCACGUCACCAAGAAGCAGCGCAAUGACGUGCACCUCCGCACCCCACUACUCAAGGAGAUUGGGGACAAUGAGGCCAAUGGUGGCAGUGGUGAGCCAGGCAGCCGUGGGCCCGAGGAGAGCGCUGAAGCCAGCAGCAGCAGCCAGGCCGUGGAGGACUGCCUACAUGGCAGAGCUAUCAAGACUGAGGGCCCUGGGCUGUGUCAGGCCAGCCCCGGGGCCCGGUCAUCCUGUAGCAGCGAGCCCUCUCCCCUGGGCAGUGCCCCCAACAAUGACAGCGGCGUGGAGCUGCCGGGGCCGGGGCCCGGGAGCCUGGGAGAUCUGACCGCACUGGAUAACACACUCCUCGGGGCUGACACCACGGCCCUGGCGGCCCCCACCUCCGCCACCACCGUGGGCAGCAGCCUGCAGCUGCGCAAACACAUCACCACCAUGCACCGUUUGGAGCAGCUCAAGCAGGAGAAGCUCAAGUCGCUCAAGGACUCCUGCUCCUGGGCCGGGCCUGCCCCACACACCCGGAACACAAAGUUGCCUCCCCUGCCCGGAAAUGGCUCCAUUCUCGAUAACUACGGCGACGGUGGGGGCGGGGUGCCGGCCGGGCUGCUGUCCAGCUCACGGCAGCCCGAGCCAGGAGCCAGCGAGGUGACCAUGCUGAGCCAGCUGCAGGAGCGCCGUGACAGCUCCACCAGCACCGUCAGCUCAGCCUACACAGUGAGCCGCCGCUCCUCCGGCAUCUCCCCUUACUUCUCCAGUCGACGUUCCAGCGAGGCUUCACCACUGGGUGCCGGCAGGCCGCACCACGCCAGCUCCUCCGCUGACUCUUACGACCCCAUUUCCACUGACGCAUCGCGACGUUCCAGCGAGGCUAGCCAGUGCAGCGGGGCCGGCUCGGGGCUACUCAACCUCACGCCAGCCCAGCAAUAUAGCCUGCGUGCCAGGUACGCCGCGGCCACAGGAGGACCACCGCCCACGCCGCUGCCGGGCCUGGAGCGCAUGAACCUGCGCACGCGGCUGGCGCUGCUGGACGGCCCUGAGCGCGCACUGCCCGCCACCUGCCCGCGCCUGCUGGCGCCGCGGCGUGGCAGUGAUGGACCAGCCUACGGCGGCCAUGGCCAAGGUCCCAUGGGGGCUGCACCCACCUUUCCCCACGAGGUCCCCGGUGCCACCACCCGCCGGGCCAGCGACCCAGUGAGACGGCCCCUGGAUGCUCUGACCCUGCCGCGGGUGCAGCGCUUCCACAGCGCCCACAACGUAAACCCCGGGCCACUGCCUCCCUGCGCUGAGCGGCGAGGCCUCCGCCUGCCAAGCCACCCGAGCACCACCACAGACGGUAACCUAGCCCACAGCGCCUACUCCCCUCGGCCGCCUAGCAUCAGUGAGAACGUGGUGAUGGAGGCCAUGGCCUCGGGGGCGAACGGCACUGCUCCCGAGUCUGACAUGGGGCUGCCAGAGGAUGACCUGGUACUACCGGAUGACGUGGUACAGUACAUCAAGGCGCGCACCAGGGGCACUCUGGAGGCCAGCUCCAGGCAGGUGCAUCCUUCAGAAAGCCCUGGCUUCUCUCAGAGCCCCAAGCUGCCCAGCCCCGGACUGCACAGCCAACCCAGGCUAAUGGCUGCAGACUCCAAUGUGGGCCCUUCAGCCACUGGGCUAGGAGGCUGCCAGCUAGGCUACGGGACCCCCUCCAGCCUGAACAAAAACAGCAUGCCUGUACAGUGGAACGAAGUUAGCUCAGGCACCAUGGACACCCUGGCCCACCAAGCCAAGCCUCCUCCCUACCCACCCAACAACCUGGCCAUAGUGCCGCAAAAGGCAGCCCUUGGCCAAUACCCAGGCUACAGCCCACAGGCCCUGCAGCCGAGGCCUGGAAACCUGGACAGCACCCAGUCGCACCUGCAGCCCCGCAGUGGUACUGGAGUGGCUGCUGCAGCCAGGGUGAACUAUAUGCAGCAGCAGCAGCUGCGACAGCCGGCCAUGGGCAAUCAGUGUGCCAACUUGACCUCCACUGGGAGUCCCCACACUGGUUAUGGCCAAGGCCACUCCCAGCAGUUCUCAUCCUGCAACAACAUGGCAGCCAAGCCAGGCCACGUGGGGCUCUCUCAACAGAUGGAAAUAGCCUCUGCAGGCCCCAUGGCACUGAGCAGCCACCACAGGGACCUUGGGGUCCCCAGUUCUUCCUUGGCUGGGAUACCACCACCUCACACAGCCCAGGGCUACCCACAGCAAAGCCAUCAUUUGGGCACGUCCAUGAACCAAGAGAGUUAUCACCAGGGCUCUAGCAGUCUCCUGCCUUCCCACCAGCCUGGUUUCAUGGAGUCCCAGCAGCUGGGUCCCAGGGGAGCAGCUGCACCCAACUUUGGCCUCCUGCAGCCCCAGCCACCCCCAGAGCCCAACCCUGCUGGCCGCCAUCGUGGAAUGCGUGCCGGGCAGCAGCAGCAACUGGCCUAUGCCAGGGCCACCAUGCCAGCCAGCCAGGAACCAGCUGAGGCAGUGCCUAAGGGAGCGAUGGGCUCAAUGCUGCCCCUGCCUCCUCAGGAUACAGGUGGAGCUCAGGACCUGCUCUACUACUAUGGCCAGAUCCACAUGUAUGAGCAGGACGGAGUCCCAGAUGGCCCCCAGCAGUCCCAACUAGCACAACCGCAGGCUUGCUCAGACAGCGUGCAGCCCCAGCCCUUGCCAUCACCAGGGGUCGACCAGGUGUCCAGCACAGUGGAUUCACAGCUCCUAGAGGCCUCCCAGAUUGACUUUGAUGCCAUCAUGGAUGACGGCGACCACUCCAGCCUGUUCUCGGGAGCCCUGAGCCCCAACCUGCUACACAACCUCUCACAGAGCUCCUCGCGUCUCACCACACCCCGCAGCUCCCUGGCCCUGCCUACCCUCCCCACGGGCUUCAGCAACAUGGCCGUAGGGGACAUGAGCUCCAUGCUGAGCAGCCUGGCUGAGGAGAGCAAGUUCCUGAACAUGAUGACGUAAGAAGUGGGGUCGUGGCUUCCCCCAGCUGCUGUGGCUUGGGGCUUCUGGCUGCACCUUCUUCUCCCACCAUAGAAGUAUUUAAGGUGGCCCAAGGGCUGUUGGCUGCACCGGGUUGUCAUGGAAGGUCUAUCACAGGCAUCCCCUCGGAUUUUUUUUUGGAUGAUUUUGAGGAUCGUGGAACAGAAAUUUCCUGCACGAAAGCAAAGGACGCAAACCUUGCUUCUCUUGGUUUCUUGUCAUUUGGGGCUCAUGAGGGAUUCCCAGGGCUUUGCUGGGACCUCAAUGCAAGGCUGAGCCUGCAGGUCAUCCCUGGAAAUUCUGCUUGAGGAAACUCUCAGUCCACCUGCAUUCUUGUAGGGAACUUGGCUCUAGAGGUGGAGGACUCUACCUGGGGAUUGAAUCCCAAAGCUCUCCCCAAUUCUGGAUUUGAUAGAGCUGGCCUCUGUUUCCCUGCCUCCCCGCUCCCCCAAGUGAAGCUGAUUUUGGGAUCCCAGUGUGCAUGGACGAGCAAACUAUGGGUAUAUAGCCAGAGCAAAGAGCAAGAAGCUGGGACCUUAGGGAGCAGGUGCAGUGGCUGCCCACCUCACUCGGUGUUUACAGCGUUCCUGCGGGAGGAAUGCAGCCCUGGCUGGACACAGUGCACUUGGUCUCCAAAUACUUUGGGGGCUCUGGCCCAGGGAUGGACUCCGGGCCUCAAGGGUGUUCUCGUGGUUCAGCCACACAAGCCACUCUGGAGGGCUGCCUGCAGGAAGAAGUCGCGUGUUUACCCACUCAUGUUUCUCCAGUGCACUAUCUGCCCACUUUGCCAAGGGAAGAACCAGGGCUUGACUGCAGCCUCAGCCCAGGUUCUUCCGGGCCCUGCUGUGUGGGCCAUCCCAGGCCACAGUACAAUUCCUA
Ochotona princeps (American pika) is the source of this 5927-nucleotide messenger RNA. RefSeq names its product GLI family zinc finger 2 (gene GLI2). The record is from RefSeq and is a predicted model, not a curated record. Gene Ontology annotation, biological process: smoothened signaling pathway; regulation of transcription by RNA polymerase II. The transcript is spliced from 14 exons. Bases 348 to 5030 code for a protein of 1560 amino acids. Gene Ontology annotation, molecular function: RNA polymerase II cis-regulatory region sequence-specific DNA binding; DNA-binding transcription factor activity, RNA polymerase II-specific. Gene Ontology annotation, cellular component: nucleus. Lineage: Eukaryota; Metazoa; Chordata; Mammalia; Lagomorpha; Ochotonidae.